Messenger RNA from Poeciliopsis prolifica (blackstripe livebearer), 2227 nucleotides. Its product is annotated as protein-tyrosine kinase 6-like. Gene Ontology annotation, biological process: cell surface receptor protein tyrosine kinase signaling pathway; protein phosphorylation; cell differentiation. Gene Ontology annotation, molecular function: non-membrane spanning protein tyrosine kinase activity; ATP binding; signaling receptor binding. NCBI's taxonomy places the organism in Eukaryota, Metazoa, Chordata, Actinopteri, Cyprinodontiformes, Poeciliidae. Gene Ontology annotation, cellular component: extrinsic component of cytoplasmic side of plasma membrane. The record is from RefSeq and is a predicted model, not a curated record.
GACGCAUUCCGAGGAGUUUCUGUUUACCUGUCCGCCAGGUGCGCAGCGUCACGGCGGGGCGCCGAGCGGCUCCGGGCCGGUUCCUCUGCAGCGAUGUGUGACUGUCUGCCGGCGUGUCUGCGGCGGCUCCUCCCGGUGAAACCGAACCAGGGAGACGGGAAGGACAGGGCGGAUGCUGACGGGAGGAGACCCGAGGUCAGCCCGCCGCCGCCGCCGGACCGGCCGGACCGGCCGUCGGAAAGCGCCAUCUACACCGGGAUCUGGCCGUUCGAGGCCCGGCACCGGGACGAGCUGUCCUUCCAGGUGGGGGACCUGCUGGAGGUCCUGAGCCGCAGCGGGGACUGGUGGACGGCCAGGAAGAUCGAGAGGAACGGGCGCAUCCUGGGAACCGGCAUCGUUCCGCACAACUACCUGGCCAGAGCGGAGUCCCUGCAGAUGGAGCCAUGGUUCUUCGGGACGAUGAGUCGCUUCGAAGCCCAAAACAUCCUGAUGGAGCCAGCGAACCAGGACGCCUCUUUCCUGGUUCGGAAAAGCGAGAGGGACAGCAUCGGAUACGUUCUUUCAGUGAAAUCCAACAAUGCAGUCCGCCACUUUCGCAUCCCACAUAACGAUGGGAGUUUUUAUGUGGAGCAGACUCACAGGUUCAGCUCUCUGGCUGACCUGGUGACCUAUUACUGCCAACACAGCCUCAACGACAUCGACUCUCUGGGGAGUCCGUGCAACAAGAAAAAGCCAAACAUUGAGGAUAUCAACCACCUGCUGGAUGAUUGGGUUCUCCCGAAAAGCGAGUUCACCAUCGAGAACCAACUCGGCAACGGCUGCUUCUCGCAGGUGUUCCGCGGUCGCUGGAAGAACCACAUCAACGUCGCCAUAAAGGUCCUGAAAAAUGACUCUGUAGACAACACAGAGUUUCACAGGGAAGUUGAAAUCCUGAAGAGGCUGCAGCAUCGCCACCUGAUCUCCCUGUUCGCCAUUUGCACCGAAUCGUCGCCGUAUUACAUCAUCACCGAGCUGAUGGAGAAAGGCAGCCUGCUGCAGUUCCUUAGAGGGAAAGAAGGACAAAAUCAAGACGCUGCGUCUCUGAUUGACAUGGCCACCCAGGUGGCUGAUGGGAUGUCGUACCUGGAAGAGCAGAAGAGCAUCCACAGAGACCUGGCAGCUCGAAAUGUUCUAGUAGGAGAAGACUACAUCUGCAAGGUGGCCGACUUUGGGCUGGCACGACUCGUCAAGGAGCCGUUUUACAUCUCGGAAGAGAAGAAGAUUCCCUACAAAUGGUCGGCGCCUGAAGCCAUCAGCCACGGGAAGUUCUCCAUCAAGUCAGACGUUUGGUCUUUUGGGGUUUUGCUCUAUGAGAUCAUGACCUAUGGAAGUGUCCCAUACCCAGGCUUCAACAACCGCGAAGUUUACAACAUCAAGAGCGGCUACCGCAUGGAGGCACCGAGCAAAUGCCGCUUCGUCCACAGCAUCAUGCUGAACUGCUGGCAGGACCAGCGAGACAGGCCGACCUUCAAAGACCUCAAGGACAUGCUGGAGAGAAGCUACUAUGAGCUGGAGUCGCCACCAGAGGGCAGCAGGGAGCAGUGAUCUGCACACAAACAUGGCCGCUGCUGUGACAGAGAUUACUGGACAGGCCACUUUAAAGACUCUUCACAUCGUCACAACAAGAACAGAAUCAGAACCGGGGUGUCCAACGUGCGGCUCGGGGGCCAUUUGUGGCCCUCAGAACAAUUUUUGGAAACCCUUGAAGAUUGAAGUUUUUACUGAUGCCAUGUUGUUUAAAAAGUGAUACAAUUAAAAUCUUAAAAUGGAAAAUGUGAAGUCCAACACACAGAAUUCAACAGGUACAAAAACAUCCAGUGGCUUUUACUAAAAUUCAGAUCAUUUAGUAAAUCUAGCAAAAACAAAACUGAUUAAAAUACUCAAGAUGUUGUGGCCCCUGGAAGUUUCAACUUGACUUUUACGGCCCAAAUGUCAACAGUUUGGAGAACCUGAUCCAAACGAGGCAACUGCAGGUGCAACUUAUGAGUAAACGUUUACACUACGAGUGGAGAUGUUUCAAAUCGUGCAAUAGAGAUGAAUUUCUCUUUGUGUCUUUGUUCCUUCAGAGGAAACUGUAAAUAUUCUGGAGCUCAUGUUCAAGUCUCACUGGCAGGUUUUAGUGAACAUCACAACUUUCAGAUUGUGAAAUCAAUUUGAAUAUCAAGACAAUCUGAGUUGCAGCCAGUUU